Molecule: messenger RNA, 1971 nt
Organism: Diprion similis
Lineage: Eukaryota; Metazoa; Arthropoda; Insecta; Hymenoptera; Diprionidae
Product: esterase E4-like
Exons: 8
Coding region: 102-1820 (572 amino acids)
Source: RefSeq, a predicted model, not a curated record
UGGCGAUUCAGUUCUGAUCCAGCAUCUGCAGCAGAAGCAGCUGAAGCUGGACGAGUGUUCUACCUCAAGUUGAAACGACUAUCAGAGAAAUCGAGUCGACAAUGAGAGUCCUCGCAGGCACGUUGCUCAUCGCCAUGGCUGGUAUCGCCCUCGGCGACCAGAUCGGAGGGCAGGAAGGACAGGAAGCAGAAGUAGCCGCGCCGAUCGGUAGGAUCCGCGGUAGAUUUAUGGAAUCUCGUUUGGGAAGGCGAUUUUUCGCGGCUCGUGGUGUCCGAUACGGUGAGGCCCCGAUUGGCGAACAUCGAUUCAAGCAAGCCGUCCCGGCAAAACCUUGGACGACUGUUUUCGACGCCACCGAAGAAGGACCAGCAUGCUUCCAACCCGGAGCAUCUUUACCGUCAGAAGAUUGCCUUCGACUGAAUGUCUAUACCCCUAAGCUACCGACCGCUCAGAACUCCGAUGCGAAGAAACCGGUCCUGGUCUUCUUUCACGCUGGAGGAUUCUACGUAGGUUCCGCCCAAAGCGACCUUUACGGACCGGAGCACCUUAUGGACCAGGACAUUGUCCUGGUCACCGUCAACUACCGACUGAUGUCUCUAGGGUUCAUAAGCACCGGAGACGCGGAAGCCCCAGGAAACUUGGGCCUCAAGGACCAAGUUGAAGCGCUUCGAUGGGUAAAAAAAAAUAUCGAGUCGUUCGGCGGUGAUUCGGGCAACGUGGUGAUAGCCGGAUACAGUGCUGGAGCCUGGAGUGUUUCUCUGCAUCUGGUCUCCCCGAUGACCAAAGGCCUUUUCCAUCGAGCUAUCGCGAUGAGCGGGUCGGCAGCCGGCCAGAAACCACUUGGCAGACAUCAGAAAGAUCUAGCUGAAAAACAGGCUCGCUUGCUGGGCUGUCCGACGAACACUUCGCGAGCCAUAAUGGCCUGUCUGAGGACUAAAUCGGCUCAAGAGUUUGUGGACUCUUUCCAGAAGAUGUUUGAAUGGCGAUACAAUCCUGUUCUUCUCUGGAGCCCAGUCGUCGAACCCCACGUUCCGGGCGUCGAACGCUACCUGACUGAUGAACCAGUGAAACUGAUCCUUCAGGGAAAGUUUCACCAAGUUCCUCUGAUCACCGGUAUCACCAAGGACGAAUUCGGGGGAAAUGUUGUCUACUGGGUUGAGACUGAGAGAAAGGGAAAUGAAUCACUAUUCACCGAGCUCAACGAUAACUGGGAAACUCUGGCUCCGAUCAUCUUCCAGUACGAACGGACUACGUCUCGCUCCAAAGACAUCAGCAGGGACUUCAAAUCGUUCUACUUCAAGGACCAGCCGGUGUCAUUGGAAACGGUGGACGGUGUUGCCCAGCUCUAUGCCGAUGGGCUGAUCGGGUUCUCCGUUCAUCUAUUGGCCAAGUUGAUCGCCGCGGUUUCUACACAACCGGUCUAUUACUACGAGUUCACGUACCAAGGUCGCUACAGUCAUCAUGUCUGGUCUGAUACGAAAAAACCAUACGGUGUUGUUCACCACGACGAUCUGCUGUACUUGUUCAAUGUGAAAAGAUUCUUCCCCUACUUCAAUACCGACGACCCUGAGUACUCGAUGGUAAGACGGCUGACCUCGAUGUGGACAUCUUUUGCUAAAUGCGGAAAUCCGAUUCCAAGAGAUGUUGGGGGAUUUGAAAAUGUUACCUGGGACGCGUUCACACCGCAAAACAAAAAGUACUUGAAUAUUGGAGAUAAUCUCACAAUGAGCACCGAUUUGUACGCCGCGCGCAUGAAUGAGUGGGAAAAACUUUUCCCAUUGCCGUCCGUGAAUAAGCCCGGAAAGAACGUCAAGCAUUGAGCAAUGAUUUUAUUAAACCCCUUGCGAUUUUACACCGUGAAUCGGUAAUUGUUCUAAUUGGAAUCUGUAUCUGGAAUUGUAUGAAAUCCAAGGCGUAUUAUUUAGACGGUGAAAAUCAGCCGCUUUUUGAAUGAUUUUAUUUUUUUAACAA